Messenger RNA from Tuber aestivum (summer truffle), 1408 nucleotides. The record is from the annotation of a GenBank genome assembly. NCBI's taxonomy places the organism in Eukaryota, Fungi, Ascomycota, Pezizomycetes, Pezizales, Tuberaceae.
GCCAUCACCACGACUACACCCACGACACCACCACCACGGUCGCCGAGAUGGCAUCCAGAGCCCCCAAAGGCAGGCCCGCCCCGCGGCCGGUUGCCAAGGCAAGAUCGAUGUCGUCAAGACUGCUCACCAUGAAUGUACCGAACCAAACCAACGAAACCAACCCCCUCAAUAGCCCCUCUAUGAAAACCCUGCGGCUAGCUGACCAACUCUUGACGUCUUCCAAAUCUAGUUCAUGCAAAGAAACGCCUCCGCGCCGGGAAGUAAAUCCCAUGCCGAGGUUCAGAAAGCGAUUGAAGCGGAGAACGCGAAGCGCGAGGUCGCGCUCCUGGCGACGAGGGAUCGCUCGGAGGCAAGUACUCGUGAGGACGCGGAGACCCGGUGGGAGCUAAGCAUUGUCCGGAGGACGCCUCAAACACCGGUUAGGGUUCUCACGGUUGGGUAUGGGGAGCUGGCUGAUGGGGGGUGUAGCGAUGAUGGUGAGGAAGAAGAGGAAAAGGAGGAAGGAAUUGGGGGAAGGAUGAAGUUUGGAAAGUAUGGGGCCAAGCUUGAGGUUUGUUCUCCCGCUUCCCUUCCUGCCCUGCGAGGGUCCGGGCGGGUAGGAUGAGGAUGUGCUAAUGAUGGUGUAACAGGACUCUCCCAAAAAGCCAGAUCAAGAUCUUUCUGACGACUCUUCCUCUUCCACUGACGACUCUGACAGUGACUCUUCCAAAGACAGGCGGAAGAAGAAGAAGCAGAAGAAGGCCAAGGCCAAAAAAAUGGACGAUGAUAAGAUUCUAAAGAACCUGCAUUCUAUUUCCAACAGUGGUCCCCCAUCCACUUCGGGCCCCAUCGGCGGAGGCGGGAAGUGCUUCAAGUGCGGGAAACCCGGCCACGUCCGCGCUGCCUGUCCGGAGCUGGAGAUGCAGCGCAAGCACUAUACUGACAAUAUUAACCGCGGGAACCCCAGCAAACGUGGGAGGUUCUCUCGUUAACACCUUGGGCGGCUUACCCACCGUCCACUCGUAGAAUACCCUGCUCCUUCUUCCUCCCUCCCUCCCUCCCUCCCUCCCUCACUUUUCUUUUUCUUUUCUGUAAACCCUCUUUACAUUUUCAAUAUCCAGUGGUUGUCCUCCUGGAAUACGGAAUCCAUUGCAGGACGUUCGGGAAGAAGCCUUCUCUUCAUCUUUUUCAUUUUUUUUUUCAUCAUUAUAGUUUUUCGGGGUUGGCAGAUGUAGAAUUACAGUCUCUGCUUUGGGUUUGGCGAGUUGUUUGCGAUUUCCUUCGUAUGUACUCUACCGGUACGAUAAUUGCAGUAACUUGCAAUACCGUACUUGCGAUGUAAUAUAAUUUGCCCAGCGAUUGAUCAUUGCCGAUGGAGGAAAAGUGAAACCAGACUGCAAUAGAGAGACUCUAGGGUCAAGUUACCCUA